CGGUGAGAGGCAGGGACGUGCCCGAGGAGCAUCCCCGUGCCCCUAGGCCGUCUCCUCCUCGGCUGUCUCAUUGAAUCCCAUCUGGCCAGAUUCAGCUUCUCAUCUAAACUACGCGAAGCCUUUUCUAAAUACGGGGGGCCCAGCUCCUAGGUGGCACCGUGCGGGGGGACUGGCGUCGGGAGUCUCAAAGACCCGAGUUGAAAUCCAACCUUCGACCGCUAAAACUGGGCCAAUCCGGGGGGUCGUUCUCUGCCUCGGUUUCCUCAGCUGUAAAAUGGAAUAAUCCGAAGCAUCCACCUCCCAGGGUUGCUGUAAGGAUGGAAUAUGCGGAAAAUCAAUCAGCUCUCUCCAUCAGACACUUCACCAGGACCAGAGAGAUGACUGCUGGUCCAAGGACUUCAGGUGAAGACAGCAGAGAGGCUGCUGAAGAGCAUCGUCAUGGUCAUGGGAGCGAAACAACAGGGAAGCGGGAGCGGAAGAGGAGGAGAUAUGAAUGGACAGUCACUGAAGUCAAGGAUACUGGAAUUAAGAUGAAGAGAAGAAGAGUGGCUCCCUUCAACUCCAGGGACCUUGUAGUUCUCUACCAGCUUCUGAAAAAUCCAAUCAUCAAGAAAUUUUUAAAGACCGAUGUGAAAUACUUGACCAACCCUAAGACUCUCUUGUCUCUGGUAGUGGACUAUUUUGGCCUUCUGGGGUUUCGUGACCAGCCUUACAGCAGCGUACAUUUCUGCAUGGCCCUCUAUUCUGCCUGUCAGCUGGACAAGGUCGACCAGUCCUUCAAAUGGUACAUGCUGUCUGUCAUUCUGGGAAGCAACUGGCCCAAAAGAUCCUCCAAGAAGAAAUGGCCCAUGCAGAUUGAGAUUCUUAUGGUCAUCGUCUGGAAAGCCUGGGUGAAGCAGGUCGUCUCUAACGAGGUCAACGUUCAGAACAGCGGGGAGGACCUGGGUUAAAGCGCUCCCAACAUGCUUCUGUAGUUUGCCCUGCUGGUCAGAAAGUCUAUGUUCAUAUUACAUGUAUUGCUGUUGUCUGAGGGCUAAUACACAUUGCCAGCCCGUAAAAAGUGUUUUAUCACUUAAUAAAAGUUGUUGAACCAA
Molecule: messenger RNA, 1094 nt
Organism: Antechinus flavipes (yellow-footed antechinus)
Lineage: Eukaryota; Metazoa; Chordata; Mammalia; Dasyuromorphia; Dasyuridae
Product: speedy protein E4A-like
Exons: 6
Coding region: 318-950 (210 amino acids)
Biological process (GO): positive regulation of cyclin-dependent protein serine/threonine kinase activity
Molecular function (GO): protein kinase binding
Source: RefSeq, a predicted model, not a curated record